Molecule: messenger RNA, 1413 nt
Organism: Lizanozyma spartinae
Lineage: Eukaryota; Fungi; Ascomycota; Pichiomycetes; Serinales; Debaryomycetaceae
Gene: MAS1
Product: Mas1p
Exons: 3
Coding region: 1-1413 (470 amino acids)
Cellular component (GO): mitochondrion
Molecular function (GO): metal ion binding; metalloendopeptidase activity
Source: RefSeq, a predicted model, not a curated record
AUGGCUUCAAUGGACGUUAAUGUCCUAUUGUUACAGCGUAGACUUUUUGCUACAGCCGGUACCGGUGACGGUGUCGGUGCCGCAAAUCGGAUAGGAAACUUCCAAACCACGGUAUUGGAAAACGGUAUGACAGUUGCCACUGAGUUCAUGCCUGGAACUCGGAGUGCAACGGUAGGGAUGUGGAUUAAUGCCGGUUCACGAGCAGAUAAAGCCAGAAACAGUGGCACUGCACAUUUCUUAGAGCAUUUGGCAUUCAAAGGGACCACCCACAGAACUCAAAUGCAUUUGGAACUUGAAGUGGAAAACAUUGGAUCCCAAAUCAAUGCGUAUACUUCAAGAGAAAACACUGUUUAUUAUACCAAAUGCUUGGAGAAAGAUUUGGAACAAAACGUUGAUAUCUUGAGUGAUUUGCUCCAGAACUCAAAGCUUGAAACAAGAGCCAUAGAGAACGAGAGACAUGUGAUCCUCCAGGAAAGUGAUGAAGUUGAUAAAAUGUAUGAUGAAGUGGUCUUCGAUCACUUACACGCUGUUACUUAUAAGAACCAAGAUUUGGGUAGAACCAUCUUGGGACCUAGAGAAAAGAUCAACACCAUAAAUAGAGCAGAUUUGGUGGAUUAUAUCUCAACCAAUUAUAAAGGAGAUCGAAUGGCUUUGAUUGGUGUAGGUUGUGUUGACCAUGAAAAAUUGGUUGCUAUGGCUAAAAAGUACUUUGCAAAGAUUAAAAAGAGCUCAUCUCCUUUCCUUCAAGGUGGUGGUGAUGUUCCAAUCUUUUAUGGUGAAGAAAUCCGGAUUCAAGAUUCAACUCCUCCAAAUACUCAUGUUGUUUUGGCUUUAGAAGGUGUCAGUUGGUCAGCUCCUGAUUUCUUCACUGCUUCAGUAGCAAAUGGGAUCAUUGGUACCUGGGAUAGAUCCAUAGGAAUUGGUUCGAAUUCUCCAUCUCCUUUGGCGGUCACUGCUGCUACUGGUGGGCCCAACCAACUGCCCUUGGCCAACUCCUAUAUGGCUUACACGACUUCUUAUGCCGAUACCGGAUUAAUGGGUGUAUAUUUCACAGCAGAUAAAGAGCAGGAUUUGAAACCAAUCAUAGAUGCCAUUUUAAAGGAAUGGAAACGGUUAAGAACCGGAGAUAUCACUAAAGAAGAAGUCGAAAGAGCUAAAGCUCAAUUGAAAGCUUCUUUGGUCCUUGCUUUAGACGAUUCAACAGCUAUAGCUGAAGAUAUCGGAAGACAAUUGGUCAAUACUGGCUUUAGAUUAUCACCUGAAGAAGUCUUUGAAAGAGUUGAGAAUAUAACCUUAAAGGAUGUGGUGGAUUGGGCCAAUUGGCGCUUGAAAGAUAAACCAGUAGCCUUGGCUGCUUUAGGUAAUGUAAAGACAUUACCUUCUCAUGAAUACAUUCUGCAAGGAAUGAGUUAA